This is a messenger RNA of Phialemonium atrogriseum, 1136 nucleotides long. RefSeq names its product TIM23 complex component. Gene Ontology annotation, cellular component: PAM complex, Tim23 associated import motor. Gene Ontology annotation, biological process: protein import into mitochondrial matrix. Lineage: Eukaryota; Fungi; Ascomycota; Sordariomycetes; Cephalothecales; Cephalothecaceae. Bases 165 to 980 code for a protein of 271 amino acids. The transcript has 2 exons. The record is from RefSeq and is a predicted model, not a curated record.
GCUCCAACCAUCAUCAUCUCUGCCAAAACCUAAAAGCUUGAGACGAACCUCUCAACCCUGAGCUUUGAGACAUCAGUCUUUCUGCCAGACCCGACAUUAGACCUCUCCACUCAUUUCUUUCUUCCUUAUUAUUCAAUUCAUCGACCAACCAACCUUUGACCGACAUGCUUACUCCUACGACAUCCACGAUGCUCCGUUCUGGAGUGGCCCGCUCGUGCGGCCUCCAACCCAUCCUUCUCCGCAGUGCGGCCAGCUCAUACUCGACGAUGAUUGUAUCUCCCUUGUCGAUCACACCCAAGCUUUCUCCUCAAUGCCAGCCCGCUCGAGCUUCCCAACCCUGUCGAGGAAUCUCCUCCUCGACCAAACCCUCCCUGUCCAACCUCCGCCUCCACACCAAGACAACCAGCGCCCCGUGCCGUCACGCCUCGACCACCCGCCCAUCCGACGCCCAGAUCGACGCAAGGGCCGCAUCCGCAGCCGCCUCCGCAGCCACGGCCGCGCAGGCGGCCGCACACCCGGGGGAGCUGCCUCUGGACUGGGACACGUUCUUCCAGCUGCGCAAGUCUCGGCGGCGGUGGCAGGUGGCGUUCAGCGUGGCGACGCUGCUCGGGGCCGGGACGGCCGGUGCGCUGUUUGUCAGCUCCGGGGCCGCGGAGCCGCUGGCCAACCAGGUGCCGCUGGAUCCGCUCGUCACGCUGGGGCUCAUCACCUUCUCGUUCGCGGCCAUGGGCUGGCUGGCCGGGCCGAGCAUCGGGAACGCCGUCUUCUACGCCCUCAACCGCACCCGGAAGGCUCAGAUGACGCUCAAGGAGGGCCAGUUCUUUGCUAGGAUCAAGAAGAAUCGCGUUGAUCCGAGUGCCAGCUCGGCGGGGAAUCCAGUUCCCGACUUCUAUGGCGAGAAGAUCUCUAGUGUAGCUGGCUACCGUCGAUGGCUGAAGGAUCAGAGGGCCUUCAACAAGAAGCGGACGACGUUUGUGUGAAGGAUGCUCAGAACCGCUCCCGUUGACAACUGACGGGAAGCGGAUGUCCGAGUAGGGGAGGAAAAAAAAAAAAAAAGACAAAACAAAUAAAAAGAACACUCGCCCUUAGGCAUGCUCGACGCAAUUUUCUUUGGGAGUUGGGAUGGUUAAUGUCUU